GAAGACAGGUUUGGGCGGACACCAUGAAGACGUGAUGAACAAAGAACUGACGAAUGACUUCUGUUAUUCUAGAGACCAAUUGCAAUGUGAGACAAGUUUUCUUCUAAAAUAUCUACAGAAACUAUGGAUCCCCACCUCAGUGCCCAGGAUGUGAUCAGAUGUGACCUUUGUGAGACAGCUAUAGUACAGAUGUACUGUGAUUUCUGUCAUGUCAAACUCUGUAAACCCUGUAUUGGAGAACACAUUUCUGAUGAAUAUGACAAACAUAAAAUUGUCCCUUUCCAACAAAGAAAAUCCACCUUGAUUUAUCCAAAGUGUUCAACACAUCCAAACAAAUCAUGUGAUUUACAAUGCAGGGAAUGUAACUUUCCUGUUUGCUCCUUAUGCUCUGCAUCAGAACAGCAUAAAGGUCACAAUUUCUUAGUCCUCACAGAAAUAUACGACUCAAAGAAAAAUGAUAUUGCAAAAGAUACAGAAGAAUUAAAAAACAUUAUUUAUCCUAAAUACAAAGAAAUCACAAAAGAUCUAGAAACACAGAUGGCUAACUUGGAUGGAGAAUAUGAGAAACUUACAACAGCCGUGACAGAACAUGGAAAACAAUGGCACAAAGAAAUUGACAAUAUCAUCAAUGCUAUGAAAAAAGAAAUUGAUGAUUUUAAAGUAAAACACUUUGACAUUAUGAAGAAACAUACAGAAGAAGUUAAACAAAUACAGGCUCUUAUUGAACAAACUCUGCUCAACCUGAAAGAAAUAGAAGAAUCAAAUGAAGUGUCCAUGACCAUGGAAUACAGCUCCAGAAACAAGGAAUUCAGCAAACUUCCUUCAAAAGUAUCACUGCCCAUUUUUAAUGCUAAACAAGUAGACAGAGAACAGCUCUACAAGUUGUUUGGAUCUCUUACACCAUUAUCUACUACAUCAGAAGAAAAUGACUACAAACUUAAGAAACCAGAAACAUCAACCAGAGAACUGCUGGAAGAACCAGAACUUAUCACUUCUAUAGAAACUGGGUAUAAAAAACUCCACAAUAUUACCUGUAUCAAUGAAGAAGAAAUCUGGACAAGUGGAAGAGUCAGAGAUAUGAAAUGCUUUAAUAUACAAGGCUCACUUCUCAAAACAAUUAGAAAAAAAUUAGGGGAAUGGCCAAAUGAUAUAGCAGUGACAGGUGAUGGAGAUCUAGUGUACUGUGAUGGGAAGAAAGGGACUAUUAAUAAGGUUACGAAUGGGCAGACAAAGAAGAUGAUCAGACUACCGGACUGGACACCCAACAAUCUCUGUGUCUUGUCCUCUGGUGAUCUCCUGGUCACCAUGUUCAGUGAUGAUGAUACACAAGCCAAGGUUGUCCGCUACUCGGGCUCCACAGAGAAACAAUCAAUCCAGUUUGAUGAGGAGGGUAAACCUCUGUAUUCAGCAAAUGACAAAGCUAAGUACAUCAGUGAGAACAGAAACCUGGAUAUCUGUGUGGCUGACAGUGAAGCUGGUGCUGUUGUAGUUGUCAACCAAAGUGGAAGACUCCGAUUUAGAUACACUGGUCAUCUUCCUACUAUAAAGAAGGAACCAUUUGAACCUUUGGGCAUCACAACAGACAGCCAGAGUCAGAUCCUGACAGCAGAUGAUUAUAACCACUGUAUCCACAUCCUUGACCAAGAUGGACAGUUCCUUCGUUAUAUAGAUAACUGUGAUCUGCAGCAUCCAUUUGGUUUAUGUGUGAAUGAAAAUUAUUUGUUUGUUGCUGAAUGGGAAGGAAAGUUGAAAAAAAUUAAAUACCUUAAAUAGAGAUGUAGUAAAUAUAUUUUGUAUAUGCUUCUGAAAGGUGGUCAUAAUGGGUCUAUUCUUUAUAUAAAUUUGAAAUAUUUCAUUUUGUGAGAUAACAUUUCAUUGCAAAGAAUAUUUUUUUCUUCAAGUUUUCAGAAGAUGAUAUGUGGAAAAUGUAGACUAAAUAAACAUGAUAAAUUUCAAAUUAUUUUCAGAAAAUUUGAUGAAAUUUUUAUGAAAGGAUGCCACAUUGUUAUAAUAAGGAUACAAUAUUAGAUAUACAUGUACAUUGAGAUCAUGAUAUGCUGGUUUUCAUUUGAAUUGAAUGGAAUUAAUUGUCAGUUCUUAUUUAAAAUAAUUUCUUCUUAAGUUUAUAGGUUCAAGACAUUGUAAAAAGAUGCUGUAUAUUAUGCUUUUAGUGCGUAUGUUUGUAUUUUUUGUUAUAUUUAAAACAAUUCUUUAAACGUUCUACAUUUAGUGGUGUAUUAUAUUUAGCGAUUUUGGUGGAAAAAGAGUCCGCUAAUUCAAGCUCAUUGCUAGUGCCUUAAAUUGUAUAUUAACAUUUAUAGCUACCUUUAGCACAUUCAUUAGCAUUAAAUCAAAUCUACGCUUACUUGUUGAAUAUUGAAUUUCCGUCAAAUAUCGUAGUUGCCAAAUGUAAUACAAUUUCAGUUUUAUCAUAA
Messenger RNA from Saccostrea cuccullata (small rock oyster), 2435 nucleotides. Its product is annotated as tripartite motif-containing protein 55-like. Gene Ontology annotation, molecular function: ubiquitin protein ligase activity; zinc ion binding; protein binding. Bases 124 to 1773 code for a protein of 549 amino acids. Gene Ontology annotation, biological process: proteasome-mediated ubiquitin-dependent protein catabolic process; protein polyubiquitination. NCBI's taxonomy places the organism in Eukaryota, Metazoa, Mollusca, Bivalvia, Ostreida, Ostreidae. The record is from RefSeq and is a predicted model, not a curated record. The transcript has 2 exons.